Molecule: messenger RNA, 474 nt
Organism: Haemonchus placei
Lineage: Eukaryota; Metazoa; Nematoda; Chromadorea; Rhabditida; Trichostrongylidae
Source: the annotation of a GenBank genome assembly
AUGGAGCCAUCUGCAAAGCAGCAGUUUGAGGAGACCUACGCUACCACUUCUACUACCACUCCCAGAUCUGAAGACAACAAAACCAACUACACUCAGUUUUUCGUCCUCUUGGUCUCCUCGAUCCUCACAUUAGCUGCGUUGAUAUGCGUUGCCCGAAUACUAUUUGUCUACUGUGCAUACAAAAGGCGCGAGCAAGAUGAACAAACCAGACGGACUCAAACAAGGAACGUCGCCGUGGCUUCGCAGCACAAUCACGGCUACAGCUUCGCUCCUGAAAGUGGAGGCGUAUCAAACUACGGCUUCGCUGAUGCUCCACCUGGUUACGAUGAGCUGUUCAAGAGAGAGGAGCCCCCGCCACUCUACGGCUCAGUCAGAAGUUCUCAAAUUAUCACUGACUCACAAGAACUCGCAGGAUCGCCCCUCGAACAAAGUGGUGGAUCAUGCACUACUCCCACCUUAGCCCUUAGCCGGUAA